UGUAAGGGAGCCAGAGCCCGGAGGCGCCUCUUUUCAUCCUCUCCAGGAAAAAUUCCCUCCCUGGUGCUCCACUAGCCUCCGGCGAACUGCCGGUAGCGGAAACGCCGGCCGAGAUGUCUGCUUCCUCCUUCCCACCCCGCACGGUGAUCUGUGUGGGCGACGUCCACGGCUACGUCACGAAGCUGGAGAGCCUCUGGUCCAACCUCGAGGCCGCGCUCCCCGCCGACGCCUUCGCCACCGCGCUGGUCAUCUUCCUCGGCGACUACAACGACCGCGGCCCGGACACCCGCAGGGUCCUCGACUUCCUCCUCGAGCUCCCAACGCGCCACCCCGGGCAGCGCCACGUCUUCCUCUGCGGCAACCACGACCUCGCCUUCGCGGCGUUCGUCGGGGCGCUGCCGCCGCCGCCCGACGGCUCCCCGUUCUCGGCCACCUGGGACGAGUACAUCCACAACGAGGAGCACGAGGGGUGGUUCCGCGGGCCGGGAUACGAGGACAUGCACGUGCAGGGGAGGCGCUGGGGCGGGGUCAUCAAGGAGAGGUGGAACCCCAAGAAAGGGCUGCCGUACAAGGGCUCCAUCUAUGACGCGCAGCCAACCUUCGAAUCCUACGGCGUCGCCCAUGGUUCACCUGAUCUCGCAAAGGCUGUGCCAGAGGAGCACAAGAGGUUUCUGCAUGACUUGGUUUGGAUACAUGAAGAGGAAAAUGUGCCAAUUGAUACGGAUGAAGGACAAAUCAUCUGCAAUCUGAUUGCCGUCCAUGCUGGCCUAGAGAGGACCAUAGAUUUGAAUGAGCAACUUAGAGUUUUGAGAACCAGAGACACAAGGGUGCCAAAGGUUCAAAUGCUUAGUGGGCGGCAAGAUGUUUGGAACACACCCAAGGAUCUGACUGGCAAGCAAACUAUCAUUGUAAGUGGCCACCACGGGAAGCUCCACAUCGACGGCCUCCGAUUCAUAAUCGAUGAAGGUGGUGGUUAUGCAGACAAACCUAUUGCUGCAAUUGUGUUUCCUUCAAAGACAUUGAUCAGAAGUUCCGAGGCACAUUGAACACGGUGGUGCAGUUUUUUUUCCUUGUAAUUACUGCCUGUACUCAUGUAUCAUAUGUCAAACAACAAUAAGAACAACUCGAAAGGAAAUAAGUUGGUGAACCAGACCUGCGGCUUAACAUGUCUAGUCAUUAGUGUGAAGUGUAACUAUUUGAAACUGUGGAAAUGAAAUAAGUUGGAUGAGAGACUGUACAUCCUCUUUUUCAAGGCAAUAAACUGUACAUCCUUUUCAAGUGUGAAGUGUAACUAUUUGAAUCUC
This is a messenger RNA of Sorghum bicolor (sorghum), 1304 nucleotides long. RefSeq lists its product as uncharacterized. The record is from RefSeq and is a predicted model, not a curated record. Lineage: Eukaryota; Viridiplantae; Streptophyta; Magnoliopsida; Poales; Poaceae. The coding region runs from base 114 to 1046 and encodes 310 amino acids. Gene Ontology annotation, molecular function: hydrolase activity. The transcript is spliced from 4 exons.